AUGAUUUCCCCUCUACCCCUCCUCCUCACCCUCACAGCAACCCUCCUCCCCCCAACAGUAGCAUUAGCAUCAACAACACCCCCCCACCGCCCGCCUACCCCCCGCCGCCUCCUCGCCAACGUCUCGGUCAUCGACACGCCCAUCGUGCGCGCCGCGCAAGCCUUCGCGCGCGCCCACUCCGACGCCUACCUCUACCACCACGUGAUGCGCGCCUGGCUGUUCGGCGUGCUGCACCUCUCCCACAACGCCACGCUCGCGGCGGCCGUCGACGAGGAGGUGCACGCGCUGGGUCUGCUGCUGCACGACCUGGGCGCCAAUCACAGCGUGGCGAGCCCCUUUUUCUCGGCGGAUCGGCGCUUUGAGGUCGAUGGCGCGUACGCGGCGAGGGGGUUCAUAAGGGCGCAUGAGGAUGGGGCAAGGUGGGGGGAGGAGAGGGUGCAGAGGGUGUGGGAUGGGAUCGCGCUGCAUGCGGAGCCGAGGUUUGCGCUGCAUAAGGAGCUGGAUGUGGUGGCGAUUUAUUGGGGGAAUGAGUUGGAUUUUGGGGAGCCGAGGUUGGGGAUCACGGGGGAGGAGCAUGCGGCGGUGCUGGAAGCGUUUCCGAGGCUGGAGAAUCAGACGCAGAGGGUGCUGGAGGGGAUUACGUGGAAUUGUCGGUAUAAGCCGCUGUCGACGUACGACACCUUUAUGCAGCCGUUUGGUGAGAUGUUCGUGCCGGGGUACUCUGCUGUCGGGCACCGGGGGAUUGAUGGGGUCUUGGGUCGUAAUCGUUGA
Chaetomium globosum CBS 148.51 is the source of this 771-nucleotide messenger RNA. RefSeq lists its product as uncharacterized. The transcript has 2 exons. Bases 1 to 771 code for a protein of 256 amino acids. The record is from RefSeq and is a predicted model, not a curated record. Lineage: Eukaryota; Fungi; Ascomycota; Sordariomycetes; Sordariales; Chaetomiaceae.